UGGAGACCGUUUCUGUUGCUCUAGGAGAAGCGACUCCUGGGAUGCCCCUCUGAAUAAAGACGCUCGAAGUGCGGAGUGACUAGAAGGGAGCCAAGGCGGAAAACUAGGGAACGGGAGAUAGAUAAAGUGGCCUCGUGAAUAGGAAUGCCUGCCCGAAUAUCAGAAUUGGAGAUCAUGGAUGAAGAUCGAUUAACCGAAGAAGUCUUGGAUAAGUUUGUUAAUUGUCAUGAACAAACAUAUGAAGAAUUUCUGAGCACUUUUACUCAUCUUUCAAAAGAGGAUAACGUGACCAAAAGAGGAGCAUUUGGAACUGAUUCUUCAGAAAACGUAUUUCCUUCAGAAGAGGAACAGAUAGUGAUAGAUGAAGGCCAAAAAGUUGGCAGUACCUUUCAAGGUGAUCUGAAUCGGGCAGGAAAGGUGAAGGUGGACAAUUUCCUAGAUUUAGAAGAUUUGGACAUAGAUGAAGAGACUCAGCCCCAAAUGAGCAAGGAUUUGCUGCUGCUUCCAGGAGAAGUGGAGGAGGACGUCCACACACCUGUUCCACCUUACAUUCCUUCCGUGGCCCAGCCCUUCACCCCUGAGGUCGAGCUGGUGCCCACUGGGAGAGGGGCACACAAAGAAAUGGAAGAGGUACUUGGAGAUGAAGUUCAGCCCUUCUCACUUGAUGAAGAAUUUGAUUAUGAUGCUGUGACGCUAACCCCCAAGUUCACGCCUGCCGAGAGAGAGGCGAUCACGGAGCUAUCCAAGCAACAGAGGCAGAUCACCAACACAGGUUUAGAGGAACCCCACGCCUGAUUUCACCAAGACACCUUUGUGUUAAUGUUUACUGUGUUGUUAUGCAAGCAGCAUCGGAAUAAAAGGUAGACCUACCAGAACUCC
Lynx canadensis (Canada lynx) is the source of this 879-nucleotide messenger RNA. It is a transcript of the gene IFTAP, whose product is annotated as intraflagellar transport associated protein. Gene Ontology annotation, biological process: spermatogenesis; acrosome reaction. The transcript is spliced from 7 exons. Gene Ontology annotation, molecular function: intraciliary transport particle A binding. Lineage: Eukaryota; Metazoa; Chordata; Mammalia; Carnivora; Felidae. The record is from RefSeq and is a predicted model, not a curated record. Gene Ontology annotation, cellular component: 9+0 non-motile cilium; cytosol. The coding region runs from base 145 to 795 and encodes 216 amino acids.